This is a messenger RNA of Sungouiella intermedia, 633 nucleotides long. The record is from the annotation of a GenBank genome assembly. Lineage: Eukaryota; Fungi; Ascomycota; Pichiomycetes; Serinales; Metschnikowiaceae.
AUGGUUUUGCCCAAAUCGAUGCACCAACGACUUUUGCCGUCGGAGGUUCAGUUCUUAUCAGAGAACGAGCUCAUAACAAUUCUUCCAAGAUACUCAAUGAAACGAUUAGAUUUAAUUGGCGUACGUUACAAUUUCAGCGAUGUUAGAACGGAUUCAAAAGUUGCACCAUUGAAAGCCAUGAGGAGAAUGGAAGUUCCCUUAUGGGUUGCAUUAAUCUUGAAGGCACAAGAUAAAUGUAAUAUAAUCCCCCCGGGCUGGCUUUCUUACAGUUAUCUCAAAGAGAAAUACGAGGAAGAGAAAAGGUUCACUGACCUGUUCUCUGAUCUACCAUGGAAUUGGCUCGAAAUAUCAAACAUUAUUCUUGCCAAAGCAUCUGAUGAUCUUACAGAUUCUCAUAGUCAACUAAGAUCUUUGAUUCAAGACUUAAGGGAAAUGCGCCAAUUGAAAGCUCGCCGGGGAUUGCGUGAGUUGAAUGAAUCCAACAUCCAGCUUCAUGGCCUCUCAUUAAUGGAAAUCAACGAAAUUCGUCCAUUUGUACUUGGUAUAAUGGGAAAGUUGCUUCAGCUACACCACAGCGUCAGACCGGAAGACGUUGCACCCGAAGAUGAUGAUAACGAAUCAGAUUUGGAGUAG